GCUACAAAAGCAGUGCAUAUGCUUCGGUGAUCAGGAGCACCUAUUCUUUGGACCCGCCAGUAAUAGACAAAAGCUCGUGGAGUACGCUUCGUUUUCGCAGAAGAAUUAAUUUCGUGCUGUGUUCAAUCUGUGUUACUUGUAGCCUACUAUAGAGUCACAGCCGUUGAAGACGAAGCUUAAGGAAAGCCCUCAGCAUGGGGGUGGCUGAAGAUUUCGCUCCCAGCUUUGUUAAAAAGCCACAACUGCAUCAAGAAGAUGAUGGCAAUCGAUUGAUAUUUGAGUGCCAGCUAUUGUCAUCACCGAAACCGGACAUUGAAUGGUUUCGAAGUGACAAUAAAGUAGUAGAAGAUGUCCGAACCAAAUUCAAAAUUCAACCAGUCGGAGAAAAUAAAUAUACGGUUGUAUUGGAGCUUGACGAUGUAGUUGAAACGGAUGCCGGACUUUAUAAGGUCAAAGCAAAAAACAAGUCGGGCGAAGUCUCUGCGUCUAUUAAUUUAAAUUUCUCACAUGGUAAGUUUUCACUCCUGGAAAGCGAAGGACAAAUCGACGGAUUCGCGCCGACAUUCGCGAAAAAACCCGCCAUACGACAGGAAGAAGAUGGAAAACGAUUAUUAUUCGAGUGCCGCGUUAACGCUGAUCCGAUACCCGCCAUUAUUUGGUUCCAUAAUGGAGCUGCUGUCAAGGAAUCAGAACGGCAUAAGAUUACUGUGGACAAAGACGUUCAUUCAUAUUUUGCGACACUUGAAAUACUAAAUGUAACAGUUGAGGAUGCUGGGAAAUACAAAGUGAAUGCAAAAAACGAAUUGGGCGAGAGCAACGCUACAAUAAGCCUAAACUUCGACAGCGACGAAGCCCCCGUGCCGGAAAGCGCAGAAGGCAUUAAGCCAACUUUUACCGAACGCCCGGUAAUUCGUCAAAGCGAAGAUGGUGGAAAUGUAACGUUCGAGUGUAGAUGCGUUGGAGAUCCCACGCCAACAGUCACAUGGUCCCAUGGCGAGACUGAACUAAACGAAUCCAAUCGCUACAAAAUGUCUUUGACAAUGGAUCAAAAACUAUAUCACAUUGCGUGUCUUGAGAUUGGCAGUGUGGUAUCAUCUGACCAGGGUGAAUAUCGCGCGCAAGCGAAAAAUAAGCACGGUUCUGGCGUCGCAACCAUUAAUCUUAAUUUCGAAAGCGGCUCGAAAAAAAUUCCGGAUGGAAAGUCGCCGCGCUUUCCAAAAAAACCAACGAUCCGCCAAGAAGAAGACUUACUCAUCAUGGAAUGCGUCUUGGAAGCGCAUCCGGUUCCGGAUAUAGUCUGGUAUUGCUCAGAAAAGGAAAUCUGUAACAAUCAAAGAACGAAAAUGACUCGCAAGGCAAUAACUAAAGACAGCUACAUUCUGACUCUGGAAAUCCAAAAUCCCACCAAAGAAGAUGGCGGAAACUAUCGUUGUAACGCAAUAAAUAUGUAUGGCGAAAGUAAUGCAAACAUUGCGCUUAACUUUCAAGGUGCGAGCGAUGCCAACGGGUUUGCGCCAUCUUUUAUCGAAAAACCGCGAAUUAUCCCAAAUGAAUCCGGCACAUUGAUCACCAUGAAGUGCAAGUGCAAGGCCAAGCCCGAACCCACAGUAACUUGGUACAGGGGUCAAGACUUGGUGGAGAAGAGUAAGAAGAUAAAAAUUAACACAACAGUUAUUGCUGAAGACACGUAUGAGCUGACACUUGAAAUUAAGGAUCCUGGAGCAACCGAUGGUGGAACCUACAGAUGCAAUGUCAAAAACGAAUACGGUGAAUCAAACGCAAAUCUUAAUCUUAACAUUGAAGCGGAGCCGGAGCCCGAAGGAGAGGGGCCAACAUUCAUAGAAAAGCCGCGCAUUGUUUCUGAGAACAACGGCAAAUUGGUUAUAAUGGAGUGCAAGGUCAAGGCAGAUCCGAAACCAGAUGUCAUUUGGUUUCGCAACGGAGAAGUCAUCAAGGAAAGCAACAAAAUUAAGACGUUUAUUGAACAGCGCGGCGAUCAAUACUACAUCAAGCUGGAGCUAUUAGAUCCGCAACUAGAGGACUCCGGCCUUUACAAGUGUAACAUAAAGAACACGCUGGGCGAGCUUAAUGCAAACCUUACCCUGAAUAUAGAGAUCGUUCCUGUUAUAAAGGAUAAGCCCAAAAUUAUAAAGAUUAUAAAAAAACGUACUGUAGUCAUCGAGUGCACAGUAGCAUCAAAGUUCGAACCCAAGUGUACCUGGUACAAGGAAACCAGCUCUGUAAAAGAGAGCAAGAGACACGUUUACCUGGUUGAGCAAACAAAGGAAGGAGAGUUCGCCGUUAAACUGGAAAUCAACGAUGUCGAAGAGAGUGACAAGGGCGCCUACAAGUUGGUGGCCAGUAACGAAAAAGGAGAGGCGGUAUCCCAAAUUGUCAACCUCGUUGACAUUCCAGAGGAAGAGCGAAAGCCGUGCAAACCGGAAAUCUCGAGAAAGCUAGCAGAUCAGAAGGUCGCGGAGUCGAAGACCUUUGAGCUUAUAGUCAGCCUGUCCCAGUCAGACCGCAAGUGUAAGGUUGAGUGGUAUAAGGGAAGCACUGUUAUACGUGAAACAAAGGACAUAACCACCACGUUUGAUGGAACAACAGCACGAUUAACUUUUAGCUCAGCAAGGACAGAACACACAUCAAACUAUAAGGUUAUUGUGACCAAUGAAGUCGGCAAGGACGAAUCUUCUUGUAAAAUAACUGUAGAAAAGGGUGGCAAAAAGAAGGAAGAGAAGCCGAAAGAAAAGGAGAAGACCAAGAAUGAAAAAGAAGUGGAGCAAAAGGAGAUGGAAGAAGACAAAAAUCCAUCCGAUCAAUCUGUUGCUCAAACAGAAGGGCGAAUUAAUGUAGAGCAGAUAAAUAAGGGCGACCCAGAAGAAGAACUCACCGAAAAGAAAGAAAUUCUGGAUAAAAAAGACGCGCAGGAAGUAAAAGAAAGUUCGGUUGAACUGCAAGAUAGCGCAGGCCAUGAAGCUCCAGAGCCAAAGAAAGCUAAAUCUGACUCAAAGCUUGACCAAUCACACCAAAAGAACUCCGACAAAAUGCACAAGCCAGGUCAAUCAGAAUCAGAGUCUAAGACUAAUAAAAAUGAAUCUACGGCAGAACCUAUUAAAACCAAUAAACAAGACUCCGGAGAGCAACAAGCAACGGAACAAAUUGGCCUCAAAAAAGUUGAUCGAAAGGCAAGUAUUGUGUCCGUUAAAGAGGAGAUCUCUUCUGACGUUCGUCGCAAAUCAACAAUUAAAGCUAAAGAGGAAAUCACGGUCGAUGAUAAGAAGGCAUCAUCUAGAAGAUCGUCCCUGGCGGUCGAGGAAUCUAACACAGAGUCCCGAAGGUCAUCUAUCAUAGAUAAAAAGCCAUUGGAGCAGGUUGAUAAUAGACCCAUUGACGCUAACAAAAAUCCACAACCAUUAAAAGAAGAGAUUCCCAGGCUAAAACCUGCUGAAAAACGACGAACUUCAAAGGUCAUAGAGGAGCCAAAGCCUGACGAAGGUCUGCCAAAGCUGCGAAAGGCAUCGAUCGCCCAAGUUAAAGAGGAGGCAAAGCCUGCGGCGCCCAAACUUAAGGCCAAAGCAAAAGCAAAACCGAAAUACGAAGAGCUACCAGAAAUUCCGGACUAUGAACGUCCGCAGCUGGAAAAGUAUGAAAAAUCCGAUUUUACACCAUCCGACUUUGCUCGUGAUCUGGAAAUACCAAACAAGAUGGAAAAACCCAUAAUAGACAGCGGAAAGAAAGAACCUGCGGUUCUUGCACAGAAAAAUGGAAUUCCCAAAAAGACGGACAUUAUUGAACAGUACGCAGAGGAACCUAAGGGCUUGAAAGUCGGCAAAGGUAAACUUCCUGAUGAAGGUGACGGUCGGGAUGGCGCUGUGCUCAAACCAGUCAUCAUUGAGCCCGAGAAGGAAAUAUUGGAUCUCGGAAGUAAAGAACAUAGUGAGCACGGCAACAAACCAACUGUACUAGACAUUAUAAAGCAGCGACGUCGAUCCUCUAUCAGAAAUCUGAUGACUAAGGAACCAAUUCAAAAUGAAUCAUUCCUUGGGGUAGUUUUAAAGCCCGUGAUAAAGGAUGCAAGAGAGCAAGCUGCUCCCCAGCAAGCUAUACAAUUAACAAAGGCAAAUGCAACGGAGCAGUUCUCUCCCACAAAGGCAGUCAAGGCACAAGUGGCUGACUUGAAGAAGCCUGAAACUUUAGCAACCCUUGAGGAUAACUAUGAGCGGCCCGUUUUAGAAAAAUAUGAUCCUUUUAGCAUUGAUAAGACCAAAUCAGAGAAACUCACACCAUCCAUUAUCACACCGGACACUAAAGGUCCCGAAGUAAUGUUGCCUGUGCAAGAAACCAAGGAGGAGAAACAAAAGGUCCCUAAAAUGCAACCACCUGCUCCAGGUGACCCACCCAAGAUCGAAGUGAUUCGGGAGAAGCGACCAUCACUGGCACCAGAGCCCCCAAGUCGCCGCGGAUCUCUUAUACCCCCAGCUGAUACUGGUCGACGACCAUCUCUGAUCAUCAAUGACGAGAAGAAACUCCGUCCUGGGGAAGUAAUGGACACGCGGUUAUUGAGGCCAGGCGAGGUCGGUGAAGGACAGCAAAAGCAACAACGACCUGGAGAAAUGGGAGACACGAAACAGCGGCGUAGACCGUCGAUUGAUGUACGUCGUCCAAGCGUACAAGAUCUAGAAGAUCUUAUCAACAAGCCAUCCACGCCCUUACGCGAUGUCGGCGAUGGCGGUCCUCCUUCUAUCGUUGAUGUCCAAGAGUCUUACUCUGUUGUGGAAGACUCGACUGCUUACCUCACUGUCGGCGUCGAAGGUAGUCCAGCGCCUACGUUCAAGUUCUACAAGGGAGUUAGCGAGAUUCUUGAGGGCGGUCGGUUUAAGUUUCUCACAGAUGGGCAAACAAACACAAUUACCUUGUGUAUGCGUAAGUGCAAGCCCAAUGAUGAGAGCAAGUACAAGAUAGUUGUUUCCAACAUUCACGGCGAGGAUUCAGCCGAAAUGCAACUCUAUGUAUCUGAUUCAAGUGGCAUGGACUUCCGUGCCAUGCUCAAAAAACGUCGUUAUCAAAAAUGGGACAAAGACGAACAGGACCCCAAUUGGGGCGACCUUAAAGAAACGGAAAAGCCGUUGCCGGCCCUUAAAAAAGUUGAAAGGGGUCCAGGAUCGCGUAGACCAUCUUUGGCAGAGCUGAUUCCCGAUUGGCCGACAUUACAUCCAUUUCGGCGUGAGGAGAAGGUUGAGUCGUUCCUCAGUCCACUUAUCGAUCAAUUUGCAAAAGAGGGAAAGGACAAAAAGGUUGUUUUUGAAGCCAGAUUCAGCAAACCCAAUUGCAAGCCCAAGUGGCUGUUUCGAAAAGACGAGGUGUUUACCGGCAGUAAAUUUAAAUUUAAACAAGAAAAUGAUACUUAUCAGUUGAUUAUUACGACACCGAAAGUCGAGGACACCGGCAAGUACACCAUUGAAAUCGGCGGUGUUUCAAGUACAGCAUUUUUGAAUGUCGAAGAAGCCGAUCCCACCUACACUUUUACGAAACCCCUUAAAAAGAAACUUGAGGGAUUCACUCAGCAUGAGACCACUCUUGAGUGCUCCGUCAGUAGCAGUAUGGCUAAUGUGCAUUGGUUUAAGGAUAACACCAAGUUGGAGUCCGAUGAUCCUCGCUACCUUAUCUCUAAAGAUAUAAACGGUAACCUCAAACUUAUUAUUAAGGAUUCUGUGCUCGAUGAUGCGGGGCUUUACAGAUGUCAACUGGAUAAGCAACCUGAUAAGACCGAGUGUAACCUUAAGGUCACGGAGUACCCCUACAAGUUCGUCAAGGUUCUAAAAUCACAACAGUGUAUUGAGAAAGACACAGUGACGCUCGCAUGCGAAAUCGACGAUGCUAUGGGUGAAGUGAAGUGGUUCCGUAACGGCGAAGAAAUCAAGCCCGAUAAACGCAUUCAAGUUGUAAAAGAUGGUCGAAAGCGAAAGCUAGUCAUUAAGGACUGCAAGGUUACCGAUGCCGGCCAAUUCAAAUGUACAACGAAUGCCGACACCACAGAGUCGGAAAUUGUCAUUAACUACCAAAACCGCUUUAACAAAAAACUCAAGGAUACUGAAGCUGUUGAGAGAGAAAAAUUGGUUCUGGACAUCGAGCUUCAGGAUCAAACGGCACCAUGCGACUGGAAAUUUAACGGAGAGCCCAUAGUACCAAGUGAAAGUAUUGAAAUCAAGAACAUGGGUGGCGGCAAGCAUCAACUCAUAUUUAACAGCCUGGAUAUGUCUAAUGAGGGCGAAAUAACUUGCGAGUCUGGCCAGCUAAGUUCGAAAUGCAAGCUUUCUAUUCGCAAGGGAGAAAGUAGACCAAACAUAGACUGUCCUGAUAAAUUUGCUGGUCCUAUCAGUGCCCCUGUGCUUCUAGAAGUGCCAUUUAAAGUUUCCGGUACAAAGCAAACACCAGUAGAGGCCAAACUAUUCAAGGACGGAAAGCCAUUGCCCGUGAAGGAUGUGGAGGUUGCAGUUACCGAUGACAAGGUCACAUUUAAAAUAAAAAAGCCGUCGAGAGAUUUAUCUGGGCCAUAUCAAAUAAAAAUAUCCAAUGGACAAGGGGAAGAUACCAAAGAUGUACAGAUUAUUUGUCAAGAUGUUCCACAGCCCCCUCAGGAUGUGGACAUUACAGACGUCUAUCAAACAUCCUGUGUAGUAAGCUUCAAUCCCCCGUCUGACGAUGGUGGUACUCCUAUAACCAAAUAUGUGAUAGAACGGCAGGACUUAAGCAAAAAACAUGGUUGGGAGUCUGUCGCUGAGGUUAUACCUAGUGAACCGUGUCUAAAAAAAAUUGAUGACUUAAUCCCAAAAAAGCAGUACAGAUUCCGCAUUCGUGCUGUCAACGCAAUCGGCCAAUCAGAUCCAGCCACAUUCAAAAAUACCAUUCUUGCAAAAGACCCAUGGGAUGAGCCUGGAAAGCCGAAGGCAGUCGAUCUCACCGACUGGGAUAAAGACCAUGCAGAUCUGAAGUGGGACGCCCCCGAGACUGAUGGUGGGGAUCCUAUAACUGCAUAUAUUGUGGAAUACAAAGAAAAGUUCUCUAACGACUGGGUUGCCGGCAAGGAAGUUGACGGCGAUGCUAGAACUGCUACUGUUGACGGUCUAAAAGAGGGGCAACAGUAUGAAUUCCGAGUCCGUGCUGUUAAUAGGGCAGGCCCAGGUGAACCCAGCGACAAGACUAAAUCCAUUAUUGCAAAAUGCCGUUUUGUUAAGCCCUUCAUUGUUGGAGAAGGUCUUAAAAAUGUGACCGUUAAAAAGGGACAAACUAUUCGGUUCGACAUUAAAUAUGAUGGUGAGCCAGAGCCAGCAGCUACAUGGCUAAAGGGAACAGACAAUUUAAAGUUUGACAACCAGCGCAUUAGCUUAGAUCAGUUGGAAAGGAACUCAUCCAUUACUAUUAAAAAAUCAGUGCGCAAGGACACAGGCAAAUACAAAUUAGUACUGUCGAAUAGCUCAGGGACAAUCGAGUCCGAGGCUCAAGUUGUGGUUCUUGACAGGCCACUUGCUCCUGGCGGACCAUUUGAGCCGGAAGAGAUUCGCGCCAGCCAUAUAAAAAUGAAAUGGAAUCGUCCAGAGGAUGACGGUGGUUGUGAAAUUAGUGGAUAUGCUUUAGAGCGCAUGGACGAAGAGACGGGCCGCUGGAUUCCAGCUGGAGAAGUGGGUCCGAAUGAGACUUCAUUCGAUUUUAAGGGACUAACGCCAAAUAAGAAAUACAAGUUUCGCGUGAAGGCCAUUAAUAAAGAGGGCGAGUCAGAGCCACUUGAGACAUUCGACGCAAUCGUGGCAAGAAAUCCAUACGAUCCUCCAAGUCCACCCAGCCAGCCAGUUAUCGAUGAUUACGAUAACAAGAGUGUCCUUUUGAAAUGGAAGCGUCCUCCGUCAGAUGGCGGACGCCCAAUUACCCAUUAUAUCGUUGAAAUAAAAGACAAAUUCGCACCUUCCUGGAGUGAGGUGGCAAGGACUGAUGAUCCCAACCCUGAAUGUAACGUAGAGGGCCUUAAGGAAAAAAUGGUGUACCAAUUCCGAGUUAGAGCCGUUAACAAGGCAGGCCCCUCCGAGCCCUCCCAACCCACUGACAAUCACUUGUGCAAACACAAAAAUCUCAAGCCGCAAAUAGAUCGGUCUACUUUUAAACGAGUAACAAUAAAGAGCGGCCGAACUCACAAAUGGUCAGUUGAUGUCCUUGGGGAACCAAUACCAGAGCUACAUUGGAGCUGGCGGGAUGAUAUUCCAUUAACCAACGGAGACAGAAUAAAGAUAGAAAAUAUCGACUAUCAUACUGAUUUUAGCAUUACAAAUGUUUUGCGUAAGGAUAGUGGCUUUUAUACUUUAAAAGCAGAGAACCGCAAUGGCAUUGACCGCGAGACCGUGGAAUUAGUUGUUCUAGGAAAACCAAGUUCGCCAAAAGGACCCCUUGCUGUAAGCGAUGUAACUGCAAAUGGAUGCAAACUUCAAUGGAAGAAGCCUGAAGAUGAUGGUGGAGUGCCAAUAAAGGAAUAUGUUGUUGAAAAAAUGGACACAGCAACUGGAAAAUGGGUCCGAGUUGGAAGAUCUCCUGGUGAAAAAGAGCCCCCUAGCUUUGACGUUACUGGCUUAAAUCUGGGAUCAGAGUACAUGUUCCGUGUUUCUGCUGUUAACGAGGAAGGAGAGUCGGAACCUCUUACUACUUUGGUAGGGGUCGUGGCUAAAGAUCCAUUUGAUGAGCCAAACAAACCUGGAACUCCAGAAGUUACUGACUAUGAUAAUCAAAGUGUAAGCUUAAAAUGGGCUGCACCUAACAAUGACGGAGGAGCCCCAAUUCAAAAGUACAUAAUAGAAAAAAAGAAUAAAAAUAAGACAGAAUGGGAAAAAGCUCUAGAAAUACCGGGAGACCAACUGGAAGCCACAGUUGCCGGACUUCAAGAAUAUGGAGAAUAUCAAUUUCGCGUAAUAGCAGUAAACAAAGCCGGACUUUCCCCUCCAUCAGAUUCUAGUGUGCCCCAAAUAGUGAAGUACAAAAAAUUGAAGCCCCGUAUUGACCGAUCUAACCUAAAACCGUUGCUCAUUCGAGCCGGCAAGCCAAUAAAGUACGAUGUUAAUGUUCGUGGUGAACCUGCACCCGUAAUAACGUGGUAUCAAAAUGAUAAAGAGCUCAAGCCAGAAGAACUUCCUAGCAGUAGCGAAAUCAAGAACAUCCCAUAUAAUACUAAGAUUUCAAUCAUUGAAACUGUUCGUAAACAUACUGGAAUAUACAAGAUAAUGGCUGUUAAUGAACACGGACAGGAUGAAGCCACAGUUGAGGUUAAUAUUCUAGCUCCUCCAAGCAAGCCAAGGGGUCCCUUGGAUGUUAAAGAUGUUACUAAAGACAGCUGUAAGCUCAAAUGGAAAAAACCAGAAGAUGAUGGAGGAAAACCCAUUUCAGCCUAUCAGGUUGAAAAGUUUGAUAAAAAACAAGGUCGUUGGGUCCCUCUUGGUCGAACGUCUGCCAAUGAUACCGAAUUUGAUGUAAAGGGCCUCCAGGAAGGCCAUGAAUAUCAGUUUCGCGUCAAGGCAAUUAAUGAAGAGGGGGAAUCCGAUCCCCUGGACUCCGAUGAUAGCAUCAUAGCUAAAAAUCCCUAUGAUGCUGCUAGUAAGCCAGGUACACCUAACAUUGAUGAUUAUAAUGAGCAUAUGGUAAAAUUGAAGUGGGAAGCACCCAGGUCUGACGGAGGCGCCCCAAUAUCAGGUUACGUCAUUGAAAAAAAAGAUAAGUUCUCUCCUAUUUGGGAUGAAAUCCUCAGCACCAAUACAUCCGUUCCCGAAGCAACCGUUGAAGGUCUUGUUGAAGGCAAUAUCUACCAGUUUCGAGUUCGGGCAGUUAAUAAGGCCGGUCUCAGCGACCCGAGUGAUGCAACAGAGCCUCAUUUGGCUAAGCCAAGAAAUCUAAAGCCAUAUAUAAACAGGGAUAAAAUGAAGCCUAUUAAGGUUCGCGCUGGUCAACCCGUUAAGUUUGAUGUCGAUGUCAAGGGAGAACCGGCGCCUUCUUUAACAUGGUUCUUAAAAGAAACCGAGCUAACGCCUACGGGUCAAGUACGUCUAGAAAACAUAGAUUACAAUAGCAAACUUACAUUGCUUGAUACGAAUCGCAAGCAAAGUGGCCAGUAUAAGUUACGUGCUGAAAAUAUAAAUGGCGUUGACGAAGCUGAAGUUGAAGUCAUUAUAUUAGAUAAGCCUUCAAAGCCUGAAGGACCGAUUGAAGUCUCGGACAUUCAUAAAGAAGGGUGCAAGCUUAAAUGGAAGAAACCUAAAGAUGAUGGAGGUAUACCUAUUACUGGCUAUGUAAUAGAAAAAAUGGAUACCGCCACUGGUAAAUGGGUUCCUGCUGGUUCCGUAGAUCCAGAAAAAUAUGAUAUUGAGAUAAAGGGCUUGGAUCCAAAUCAUCGCUACCAAUUUAGAGUGAAGGCAGUCAACGAGGAGGGUGAAUCAGAACCUCUUGAAACUGAAUCGGCUAUUACUGCCAAGAAUCCAUUCGACGUGUCUGCUCCCCCUGGUCUCCCUGAGCUUGAAGAUUGGGAUGAGCAUCAUGUCAAACUAAAAUGGGAACCACCCAUUCGGGAUGGGGGCUCUCCUAUUACCAACUAUAUAAUCGAAGUAAUGGAUAAAGAUUCAGGGGAAUUUGUGAAGGCAGUUGAAACUGAUAGUCCAGUUUGUAAAGGCGUCGUAAAGAAACUUGAAGAAGGACAGCAAUACAAAUUUAGAGUUCGAGCCGUAAACAAGGCCGGUCCAUCGGACCCAUCCGAACAAACGAAUUGGCAUGUGGCCAAACCUCGAUUCCUGAAACCCCAUAUUGAUCGAAUGAAUUUAAAACCUGUGAUUGUAAAAACUGGUUUAUCAAUUAGCUUGGAUAUUAACAUACGAGGAGAGCCAGCUCCAAAAGUUGAAUGGUUCUUCAAUAAAUUAUCUGUUACAAGCGACGAACAUAGUGUAAAAAUUGAUAAUGUUGAUUACAAUACGAAAUUCUUUGUUAUGCGUGCACAGAGAUCUCAAAGUGGAAAAUACACAAUCAAAGCAACAAACGAAGUUGGUGAAGACGAAGCAGAACUGGAAGUCACAGUUUUGGGCAAGCCAGGAAAACCAAAAGGUCCACUGCAAGUCAAUGAUAUAACAAAACACAGCUGCAAGCUUAAGUGGGAAAAACCAGAUGAUGAUGGUGGUUCACCCAUCGACUACUACGAAAUUGAAAAACUUGAUCCUCACACGGGUCAGUGGUUACCAUGUGGAAAGAGUACCGAGCCGGAGGCCAAGGUAAUUGGUCUUCAUGAAGGAAAGGCAUAUAAAUUCCGAGUAAGGGCUGUAAACAAGGAAGGAGAAUCUGAGGACUUGGAAACCGAAAAGCCAAUUAUAGCGAAAAAUCCAUUUGAUGAACCAGAUAGACCAGGGAAACCUGAACCAACUAAUUGGGAUAAAGAUUUUGUCGACUUAGCCUGGGACCCGCCGAAAAACGAUGGUGGCGCACCAAUCCAAAAAUAUAUUAUUCAAAUGCGAGAUAAGUCUGGACGCGCAUGGGUGGACUCUGCAACCGUGCCUGGGGAUAAGUGUAAUGGUACCGUAACUGGCGUAGAAGAGGGCCAUGAAUACGAGUUCCGUAUUGUUGCUGUUAAUAAGGCGGGACCUAGUGAUCCAAGCGAUGUUUCAAAAUCUGUGAUAGCGAAACCUCGUUUUCUUAAACCUCACAUUGAUCGCAAGAACCUACAAAAGAAAAUUAUGCGCAGCGGUCAAAUGCUUCAUAUUGACGCAUUAAUAAAGGCGGAACCUCCAGCAAAAAUAACAUGGACUUACAACGAAACAGAAAUUAAAACUUCAGAUCACAUAAAAAUUGAAAACGAGGACUAUAAAACGACAUUCAUUAUGCCAAAAGUGAAACGCGCUGAUCGAGGCAUUUACAUCGUCACUGCCAAAAACGACUCAGGUUCCGACACCGUAGAAGUUGAGCUGGAAGUACUGUGCAAGCCAAGUAAACCGAAAGGCCCUCUAGCUGUUUCUAAUGUAACGGCCGAGACCUUACACUUGAAAUGGGAAAAGCCCGAAGAUGAUGGCGGUGACCCUGUUGAACAAUAUUUAGUUGAACGCAUGGAUACGGAAACAGGUCGAUGGGUACCAGUACUUACAACUAAAUCACCUGAAGCCGAUGUUACAGGUCUUACGGAAGGAAAGGAAUAUCUAUUUAGAGUAAAAGCUGUCAAUUCCGAAGGCGAAUCAGAGCCUUUGGUGACCGAUAUUCCAACAAAGGCCAAAAAUCCUUUUGAUGCGGCCGACACCCCAGGUAAGCCGCAAAUUGUUGAUUGGUCAGGUAACCACUGUGAUCUAAAGUGGAGGGCACCCGAAGACGAUGGGGGAGCAUCCAUUACUGGCUAUGUUAUAGAAAGGAAGGAUCCCAACACAGGAAAGUGGCAAAAGGCACUUGAAACAAGUACACCUGACUGUAAGGCACGCGUAAAUGACUUAAUCGCAGGCAACAAAUAUCAGUUCAGAAUAAAGGCUGUCAACAAGGCAGGAAAGAGCAAACCGUCCGAGCCGUCCGACCAGAUGACCGCAAAGGACCGAUUUGCUCCACCCAAAAUUGAUAGAACAAACAUUAAGGACAUAACCAUCAAGGCUGGACAACACAUUCGAUUCGACAUUAAGGUCUCUGGAGAGCCUCCGGCUACAAAAGUAUGGCUUCACAACAAAGCACGACUGGAAAAUGACGAUAGUAACUACAAUAUUGAUAUGGAAUCAUAUCGCACAAAACUGGCCGUGCCAAUUUCAAAGCGAUUCCAUUCAGGAAAAUAUACUCUUAAGGCAGAGAAUGAAUCUGGACGGGAUGAGGCUUCAUUUGAAGUCAUAGUCUUAGAUAAACCGGGCCCCCCAGAGGGUCCUUUACGAGUCACAGAUGUGCACAAAGAAGGGUGCAAGCUGAAAUGGAACGCUCCCUUGGACGAUGGAGGUUUGCCAAUCGACCAUUAUAUUAUUGAGAAAAUGGACGUUGAGAGUGGGCGUUGGUUGCCAUCUGGACGCUUUAAAGAAUCUUUUGCCGAGUUGAACAAUUUGGAGCCUAGUCAUGAGUACAAAUUUCGAGUGCUUGCCGUAAAUACUGAAGGUGAAUCUGAACCAUUAACUGGAGAACAGUCUGUUAUUGCCAAGAAUCCUUUUGAUGAGCCCGGAAAGCCCGGAACUCCGGAAGCAGUCGACUGGGACAAAGAUCACGUCGAUUUAGUUUGGAGGCCACCAAUUAACGAUGGUGGAUCGCCUAUCACUGGCUAUGUAGUUGAAAAACGUGAGAAAGGUACUGACAAGUGGAUAAAGGGAACAGAAGUUGCUAUCCCUUGCCUUGGCGAGGAGUGCAAAGCCACUGUGCCAACCCUAAAUGAAAAUUGUGAAUACGAAUUCCGAGUCAAAGCAAUUAAUGCUGCUGGGCCUGGUGAACCAUCUGACGCAAGCAAACCUAUCAUUACAAAGCCAAGAAAGUUGGCCCCCAAAAUUGACCGCAAAAAUAUUCGUACCUAUAACUUCAAGUCUGGAGAGCCGAUAUUUUUGGACAUCAAUAUCAGUGGAGAGCCCGCACCGGAUGUUAAUUGGAAUCAAAACAACAAGUCUGUUCAAACAACAUCAUUUAGUCAUAUUGAGAAUAUUCCGUAUAACACUAAAUAUAUAAAUAACAACCCCGAACGGAAAGAUACGGGACUCUACAAGAUCUCAGCGCAUAACCUAUACGGUCAGGAUCAAGUCGAGUUUCAGAUUAAUAUUAUUACGAAACCCGGCAAACCUGAAGGUCCUUUAGAAGUAUCAGAAGUACACAAGGAUGGUUGUAAGCUGAAAUGGAAAAAACCCAAGGACGAUGGAGGUGAACCAGUUGAAAGCUAUUUGGUUGAAAAAUUCGACCCAGAUACGGGUAUUUGGUUACCUGUUGGCAGGUCUGACGUACCUGAGUACAACGUUGAUGGCUUAGUCCCAGGUCAUGAUUACAAGUUCCGUGUAAAAGCUAUAAACAAGGAAGGGGAAUCGGAGCCACUGGAAACCUUGGGGUCAAUAAUUGCCAAGGAUCCAUUUAGCGUUCCAUCAAAGCCCGGAAUUCCAGAACCUACCGAUUGGACUGCAAAUAAGGUAGAACUUGUUUGGCCAGAACCAGCAAGUGAUGGUGGAUCGCCGAUACAAGGCUAUAUAGUUGAGGUAAAAGACAAAUACAGCCCUCUUUGGGAAAAGGCUUUGGAAACCAGCUCCCCAACUCCAACUGCAACGGUUCAAGGUCUUAUUGAAGGAAAUGAAUACCAGUUCCGAGUAGUUGCCUUGAAUAAGGGUGGCCUAUCGGAGCCUUCGGACCCAAGCAAAAUAUUUACAGCUAAGCCGCGUUAUCUUGCUCCCAAGAUAGACCGUAGAAAUCUACGUAAUAUUACUCUGUCAUCCGGAACCGCUCUUAAAUUAGAUGCAAAUAUAACAGGCGAACCCGCUCCAAAAGUAGAGUGGAAACUUUCCAAUUACCAUUUGCAAUCAGGAAAAAAUGUUACAAUCGAAACUCCUGACUACUAUACAAAAUUAGUUAUUAGACCAACCCAGCGAAGUGAUUCUGGAGAAUAUUUGGUCACGGCCACUAAUACUUCUGGAAAAGAUAGUGUGCUUGUAAAUGUAAUUAUCACAGAUAAACCCUCACCUCCUAAUGGACCACUUCAAAUAUCCGAUGUGCAUAAAGAGGGUUGCCACCUUAAAUGGAAACGUCCGAGCGAUGAUGGGGGUACGCCAAUUGAGUAUUUCCAAAUUGACAAAUUAGAGCCCGAAACUGGGUGCUGGGUUCCGUCUUGUCGAUCUAUAGAACCUCAAGUUGAUGUUACAGGUCUUACUCCUGGAAAUGAAUAUAAGUUCCGAGUAUCAGCUGUAAAUGCCGAAGGUGAAUCACAGCCCUUGGUAGGCAACGAAUCUAUUGUUGCAAGAAAUCCUUUCGAUGAACCUGGUAAGCCCGAGAACCUUAGAGCAACUGAUUGGGAUAAGGAUCACGUGGACUUGGCGUGGACCCCACCUCUAAUUGAUGGCGGAUCACCAAUUUCUUGCUAUAUCAUCGAAAAGCAGGAUAAAUUUGGAAAGUGGGAGCGGGCCCUUGACGUUCCUGCUGAUCAAUGCAAAGCGACUAUUCCAGAUCUUGUCGAGGGCCAAACCUACGAGUUCCGAGUUUCCGCGGUCAACGCAGCUGGGACUGGAGAGCCAUCUGAUGCUACACCGCCAAUAAUUGCCAAAGCUCGCAAUAAACCACCUAUUAUAGAUAGAUCCAGUCUAGUAGAAGUGCGUAUUAAAGCUGGACAGUCUUUUACAUUUGAUUGUAAGGUAUCUGGGGAGCCAGCGCCUAAGACGAAAUGGCUGCUUAAGAAAAAGGAAGUUUAUUCAAAAGACAAUGUUAAGGUGACUAAUGUUGACUACAAUACCAAACUAAAAGUAAAUAGUGCAACCAGAUCUGAUUCCGGUAUAUACACAGUGUUUGCAGAAAACGCAAACGGAGAAGACAGUGCAGAUGUUAAGGUAACUGUCAUUGACAAACCUGCACCGCCAAACGGACCGCUUAAGGUUGAUGAAAUAAAUUCCGAGUCUUGUACUCUGCACUGGAAUCCACCAGACGACGAUGGAGGACAACCAAUAGAUAACUAUGUCGUUGAAAAAUUAGAUGAAGCAACAGGACGUUGGAUACCUGCCGGGCAGACUGACGGGCCAGUCACCGCACUUAAAGUCAAGGGCCUUACCCCUGGUCAUAAAUACAAAUUCCGAGUACGUGCCAAAAAUCGUCAGGGAACAUCAGAACCACUUACAACAACACAAGCCAUUAUUGCGAAAAAUCCAUUCGAUGAACCUACAAAACCAGGAACUCCAACCAUAAAAGACUUUGACAAAGAAUUUGUUGAUCUGGAAUGGACUAGACCAGAGGCUGAUGGGGGAUCUCCAAUCACCGGAUAUGUAGUUGAGAAGCGCGACAAAUUUUCCCCUGAUUGGGAAAAAUGCGCUGAAAUCAGUGAUGACAUCACCAAUGCUCACGUUCCUGACUUGAUUGAAGGCCUUAAAUAUGAAUUCCGCGUCAGAGCAGUAAACAAGGCCGGUCCAGGCUUACCAAGUGAUGCAACUGAAACACAUGUGGCUCGCUCCAAAAACACACCUCCAAAAAUAGAUCGAAACUUCAUGUCAGAUAUUAAAAUUAAAGCUGGAAAUGUAUUUGAAUUUGAUGUACCAGUAACUGGGGAGCCUUUGCCAAGCAAAGAUUGGACUCACGAAGGCAAUAUGAUCAUAAACACAGACCGAGUAAAAAUUUCCAAUUUUGAUGACCGCACUAAGAUAAGAAUACUUGAUGCAAAGCGAUCCGACACAGGCGUCUAUACAUUAACAGCACGAAACAUAAACGGUACAGAUAGGCACACUGUAAAAGUUACAAUCCUCGAUGCUCCAAGUGUGCCGGAAGGCCCAAUACGUAAUGGUGAUGUUAGCAAAAACUCUAUAGUACUUCGAUGGCGGCCACCCAAGGAUGAUGGUGGCUCAGAGAUUACUCAUUAUAUUGUGGAAAAAAUGGAUAAUGAGGCCAUGCGCUGGGUGCCCGUUGGUGAUUGCACUGAUACCGAAAUCAGAGCGGAUAAUCUAAUUGAAAAUCAUGAUUAUAGUUUUAGGGUAAGGGCUGUUAAUAAGCAAGGGCAAUCACAACCACUCACAACUUCUCAGCCUAUAACAGCAAAAGAUCCUUAUACACACCCAGAUAAGCCUGGCCAACCGCAAGCUACAGAUUGGGGUAAAAAUUUUGUGGACUUGGAGUGGUGCGCUCCAAAGAGAGAUGGGGGAGCACCCAUUUCUUCGUAUAUUAUAGAAAAAAGACCAAAGUUUGGUCAAUGGGAACGGGCUGUUGUUGUGGCAGGCGAUGUUUGCAAGGCCCAUGUACCGGAACUUACAAAUGGUGGAGAAUACGAGUUUCGGGUGAUUGCCGUCAAUCGGGGAGGUCCUAGUGAUCCAUCUGAUCCGUCUAGCACCAUUAUAUGCAAGCCACGUUUCCUUGCUCCAUUCUUUGACAAGUCACUUUUAAACGAUAUUACGGUCCAUGCUGGAAAGCGAUUAGGAUGGACAUUACCAAUCGAGGCGUCUCCAAAACCAUCCAUCACAUGGCUAUAUAAUGGAAAAGAAAUCGGUUCAAAUUCACGAGGCGAGUCCGGUCUUUUCCAAAACGAAUUAACUUUUGAAAUUUUAUCCUCACUUAGAAGCGACGAAGGUCGUUAUACUUUAAUAUUACAAAAUGAGCAUGGAUCAUUUGAUGCGUCUGCUCACGCAACUGUAUUGGAUCGACCAUCGCCACCCAAAGGUCCUCUGGAUAUAACAAAGAUAACAAGGGAUGGCUGCCACCUAACCUGGAAUGUUCCGGAUGAUGACGGUGGUUCACCUAUAUUGCAUUAUAUUAUCGAAAAAAUGGACUUAUCCCGAAGCACGUGGUCCGAUGCUGGCAUGAGCACACAUAUAGUCCAUGAUGUCACUCGCCUUGUCCACCGCAAGGAGUAUUUGUUCCGCGUUAAAGCAGUCAAUGCAAUUGGGGAAUCCGAUCCCUUAGAAGCAGUAAAUAGUAUAAUUGCUAAGAACGAAUUUGACGAGCCUGAUGCGCCUGGAAAACCAGUUAUUACUGAUUGGGAUCGUGACCAUAUAGACAUGCAAUGGGCUGUCCCAAAAAGUGACGGGGGAGCUCCAAUUAGUGAAUACAUCAUACAGAAAAAGGAAAAGGGCAGCCCUUACUGGACUAAUGUACGACAUGUUCCAUCAAAUAAGAACACAACCACAGUUCCAGAACUAACUGAGGGUCAAGAGUAUGAAUUUAGAGUUAUUGCUGUUAAUCAAGCAGGCCAAUCUGAACCCUCAGAGCCGUCUGAUAUGAUUAUGGCAAAGCCGCGCUAUCUGCCACCAAAAAUAAUAACUCCACUAAAUGAAGUACGCAUUAAAUGUGGGCUCAUAUUUCACACAGAUAUACAUUUUAUCGGUGAGCCAGCACCAGAAGCGACGUGGACACUUAAUAAUAAUCAGCUAUUGUCGAAUGACAGAUCGACAAUUACAUCUAUCGGUCACCACUCUGUAGUACAUACUGUUAACUGUCAAAGGUCUGACUCUGGAAUCUACCACUUAUUACUACGCAAUAGUUCUGGAAUCGAUGAAGGCAGCUUCGAACUUGUAGUACUCGACCGCCCGGGGCCGCCAGAGGGUCCAAUGGAAUAUGAAGAAAUAACUGCGAACUCUGUGACUAUAUCAUGGAAACCACCAAAAGAUAAUGGGGGAUCUGAAAUAUCUUCUUAUAUUAUCGAAAAGCGUGAUCUUACCCAUGGCGGGGGUUGGGUACCAGCAGUAAAUUAUGUUAGUGCAAAAUACAACCAUGCCCUGGUUCCCAGACUGCUGGAAGGAACAAUGUACGAGCUUAGAGUUAUGGCCGAAAACCUACAAGGACGCUCAGAUCCACUUACUUCCGACAAACCGGUGGUUGCAAAAUCUCAGUACACGGUGCCGGGAGCUCCUGGAAAGCCAGAACUCAUUGAUAGCGAUAAGAAUCAUAUUACAAUUAAAUGGAAGCAACCAAUUAGUAAUGGAGGAUCCCCCAUUAUUGGUUACGACAUUGAACGUCGCGACGUAAACACAGGACGAUGGAUAAAGAUAAAUGGACAACCAGUACCUACAGCUGAAUACCAAGACGACAGAGUAACAUCGAACCAUCAAUAUCAAUACAGAAUAUCGGCGGUUAAUGCUGCCGGCAACGGGAAGACUUCCGAACCUUCGGCCAUAUUCAAUGCUCGACCACUGCGUGAAAAGCCAAGAUUUUAUUUUGAUGGCUUAGUAGGAAAGCGCAUUAAAGUUCGUGCAGGUGAACCUGUAAAUUUAAAUAUUCCCAUAUCUGGGGCACCUACUCCGACAAUUGAAUGGAAGCGAGGGGAUCUGAAAUUAGAGGAAGGAAAACGAAUUUCUUAUGAGACUAACUCGGAGCGUACUCUAUUUCGCAUUGAUGAUUCAAACAGACGGGACUCUGGAAAAUACACUGUUACCGCUGCUAAUGAGUUUGGUAAGGAUACAGCUGACAUUGAAGUUAUUGUCGUAGAUAAGCCAUCGCCACCUGAAGGACCUUUGAGUUAUACGGAGACAGCCCCAGAUCACAUUUCGUUGCAUUGGUAUUCGCCCAAGGACGAUGGUGGCAGCGAAAUAACGGGAUACAUAAUCGAGUUCACUGAGUUUGGUGUAGAUGAUUGGAGGCCAGUGCCGGGCGCUUGUCCCAACACCAACUUUACAGUAAAGAAUCUAGUAGAGGGAAAGAAAUAUGUUUUUCGUAUUAGAGCUGAAAAUAUCUACGGAGCUUCCGAAGCUCUCGAAGGUAAGCCGGUGUUGGCUAAAUCGCCUUUUGAUCCACCCGGGGCACCAUCUCAGCCAACAAUUGCUGCAUAUACACCAAACUCAGCUAAUUUGGAGUGGCAUCCUCCAGACGAUUGUGGUGGUAAGCCUAUUACGGGGUACAUCGUAGAGCGACGCGAACGCGGGGGUGAGUGGAUUAAGUGCAACAAUUACCCAACACCGAAUACAUCAUAUACAGUAUCCAAUCUUCGGGAUGGAGCUCGUUAUGAGUUCCGGGUGCUCGCAGUAAAUGAGGCUGGGCCUGGCCACCCGUCAAAGCCUUCUGAUCCAAUGACUGCUGAACAUCAGCGCUAUCGUCCAGAUCCGCCGGAGCCACCAAAACCAGAUCGUAUUACCAGGAAUGGGGUCACAUUAUCAUGGCGCCCGCCUCGGACCGAUGGAAAGUCCAGAAUCAAAGGGUAUUAUGUCGAAAUGCGUCCCAAAAACGGAAAGGAUUGGAAAACUGUUAACGAUAUACCUAUUAAUUCCACUGUAUACACAGUACCAAGCCUUAAGGAAGGAGAAGAGUAUUCAUUCCGUGUUGUUGCUGAAAACGAAGUUGGUCGUUCAGAUCCAUCUAAGCCAUCGCAGCCCAUCACAAUUGAGGAGCAACCAAAUAAGCCUUGCAUGGAUCUCGGAAAGGUCCGAGAUAUAGUGUGUAGGGCUGGUGAUGAUUUUAGCAUUCACGUACCCUAUCUAGCUUUCCCCAAGCCCAACGCAUUUUGGUAUUCUAAUGACAAUAUGCUGGAUGACAAUAAUCGUGUGCACAAACAUUUGACUGAUGAUGCAGCAUCUGUUGUGGUAAAAAACUCGAAACGCGCCGACUCAGGGCAAUAUAGGCUCCAAUUAAAGAAUACGUCAGGAUUCGAUACGGCUACCAUUAAUGUUAGGGUUCUGGAUAGACCAUCUCCACCGACACGCCUACGAGCUGAUGAGUUUUCUGGAGAUUCUCUAACAUUGUAUUGGAAUCCACCAAACGAUGACGGUGGUUCCGCUAUUCAAAAUUAUAUUAUUGAAAAACAAGAAGCUCGAUCGUCCACAUGGUCUAAAGUCAGCAGCUUUUGCACAGUUCCGUUUGUUAGAAUUCGAAAUCUUGCACUCAACAAAGAGUACAAUUUCCGUGUGAUAGCUGAAAAUAAAUAUGGUCAAUCCGAUCCCGCCAAUACAUCUGAGCCUAUACUUGCAAGGCAUCCCUUUGAUAUUCCCAAUGCUCCCGGUAUUCCCCAUGGUAUUGACUCGACAGAAGAUAGUAUAACAAUAGCGUGGACGAAGCCUAAACAUGAUGGUGGAUCUCCCAUAACCGGAUAUAUCAUUGAAAAACGCUUAUUGAGUGAUGAUAAAUGGACCAAGGCAGUUCAUUCACUUUGUCCAGACCUUUCUUGUAAAAUUCCAAAUCUUAUUGAAAAUGCUGAAUACGAAUUUAGGGUAGCCGCAGUAAAUGCAGCCGGACAGUCGGCCUAUAGCGGUUCCAGCGACCUCAUCUUUUGCCGCCGACCACCUCAUGCGCCAAAGAUUACUUCAGAUUUGUCAAUUAGGGAUAUGACAGUAAUUGCAGGAGAUGAAUUCCGUAUAACAGUACCUUAUCACGCCAGUCCUCGCCCAACUGCAUCAUGGAGUUUAAAUGGUGUAGAAGUAAUUCCCAGCGAACGUAUUAAAUUUGAUUCUAACGAUUAUGCUUCAAUUUAUUACAAUAAAUCAGCUAAACGAGAUGAGACUGGAUCGUACACCAUUACACUUACCAAUAACAAAGGUUCAGAUACUGCAUCAUGCCACGUCACGGUGGUAGAUAGGCCAUUACCCCCUCAGGGUCCACUUAAUGCCUACGACAUUACCCCCGACACUUGCACCCUGGCCUGGAAGACGCCUUUGGAUGAUGGAGGUUCACCGAUUACAAAUUAUGUCGUUGAAAAACUGGAUAACAGUGGUUCAUGGGUAAAGAUUAGCAGUUUUGUUCGUAACACUCACUACGAUGUCAUGGGCUUGGAACCUCAAUACAAAUAUAACUUCCGCGUAAGAGCAGAAAACCAAUAUGGUUUAUCUGAUCCAUUGGAUAUUAUUGAACCUAUUGUUGCCAAACAUCAAUUUACAGUCCCAGAUGAGCCUGGUCAGCCAAAGGUUAUAGACUGGGACUCUGGAAAUGUCACUUUGAUUUGGACCCGACCAUUAAGUGAUGGAGGGUCCCGCAUACAAGGCUAUCAAAUUGAAUAUCGAGAUAUUUUAAACGAUUCGUCUUGGAAUACGUAUGACUAUAUCAUAAAGGACAAUAAGUAUCAACUUUACAACUUAAUCAACGGCAGUGAAUACGAAUUCCGUAUAAGGGCUAAGAACGCUGCAGGCUUAAGUAAGCCAUCUUCACCAUCUCUUAGAUUUAAGCUGAAAGGAAAAUUCAGCGUGCCAUCACCUCCUGGAGCCCCACAAGUAACCAGAGUCGGCAAAAACUAUGUCGACCUAAAGUGGGAGAAACCCUUAAGAGAUGGUGGCUCCCGCAUUACGGGUUACAUUAUUGAACGAAGGGACAUCGGUGGAGCCGUAUGGGUAAAGUGUAAUGAUUACAAUGUUUUGGAUACCGAAUACACCGUUAUGAACCUCAUCGAGAUGGGUGAUUACGAAUUCCGAAUAUAUGCUGUCAAUUCCGCUGGACGUUCAGAACCAAGCUUAUGUACUAUGCCAAUCAAGGUUUGCGAGGUACUAGGUGGGGAGAAACCUGAUUGGAUUACACGACUGCAAGACAAGGUAGCACCCUUUGGCAAGGAUUAUACUUUACAAUGCGCCGCCUCAGGUAAGCCAAGUCCAACUGCAAGGUGGCUUCGCAAUGGAAAAGAAAUUCAAAUGAGUGGGGGCCGAAUGACAUGCGACAGUAAAGAUGGGGUCUUCCGACUGCACAUAUCUAAUGUGCAAACUGGAGACGAUGGUGACUACACAUGUGAGGCAAUGAAUUCUCUCGGAUUUGUUAACACAUCAGGUUAUCUAAAAAUUGGAUCACCACCAAUUAUUAACAGAUGUCCAAACGAACUAAAAUUGCCAGAAGGAGAUAAUUCAAAGAUCAAGAUUUUCUACUCUGGCGACCAGCCACUAACUGUGAUAUUAAAGAAAAAUAAUGAAGUCAUAUCUGACAGUAAUGACGAUUCGCAUGUUAAGGUAAACAUAUUUGACGACUAUGUAGCGAUUUACAUUCGUAACAUUGUAAAAAGUGAUGGUGGUACAUAUCAAAUAGAAUUCACGAAUGAAUCUGGUAGUGCCACAGGGCAGUUUAAUGUACACAUUACUGGCAUGCCUUCAGUGCCCACUGGACCUAUGGGUAUCUCUUACAUUAACAAAAACUCCUGUACGUUAAACUGGCGUCCCCCUUCCUACGAUGGUGGUCUUAAAGUUAGUCACUACGUCGUCGAGAGAAAAGAUGUGUCAUCUCCACACUGGAUAACUGUUUCUAGUACCUGCAAGGAUACCGCCUUCAAUGUACAAGGUCUUAUUGAGAACCAAGAAUACAUUUUCCGAGUGAUGGCGGUAAAUGAGAACGGAAUGGGUCCACCACUAGAGGGCUUAAAUCCAAUUCGAGCCAAAGACCCAAUUGACCCACCAUCGCCACCGGGCAGUCCUCAAAUUACUGAGAUCGGAGGAGACUUUGUGCAUUUGGAAUGGGGAAAACCGGAAUCGGAUGGCGGUGCUCACAUUCAAGGCUAUUGGAUCGAUAAGCGUGAAGUAGGCAGCAACACAUGGCAGCGUGUAAACACUACCAUCUGUGCUGCCAAUCAAAUAAACUGUAUCAAUCUCAUUGAAGGUCGACAGUACGAGUUUCGAAUUUUUGCCCAGAAUGUUGCAGGUCUUUCAAAAGAAUCAUCCGCUUCCCAAGCAGUCAAGAUAAUAGAUCCACAGGCGGCUUCGCCUCCAUUGAUUGUGAAACCGCUACGCGAUGCCAAUUGCAUUCAAAACCACAAUGCCCAAUUCACAUGCACAAUAAAUGGCGUUCCUAAGCCAACGAUAACUUGGUAUAAAGGAGCUCGCGAAAUCAGUAACGGCGCCCGAUAUCACAUGUACUCAGAAGGGGACAAUCACUUCCUAAAUAUUAAUGACGUAUUCGGCGAAGACGCUGAUGAAUAUGUUUGUCGCGCUGUAAACAAGGCUGGAGCAAAAUCAACACGCGCCGCACUGGCCAUUAUGACUGCUCCAAAAUUAAACGUUCCUCCAAGAUUUAGAGACACUGCUUACUUCGAUAAGGGUGAAAAUGUUGUAAUCAAAAUUCCCUUUACUGGUUUCCCAAAACCACGUAUACACUGGGUUAGGGACGGCGAGAAUAUUGAAUCCGGUGGUCAUUACACUGUGGAGGUUAAAGAAAGACAUGCCGUUCUUAUCAUUCGUGAUGGAUCGCACUUGGACUCAGGACCUUAUAGGAUAACAGCGGAGAAUGAACUUGGUUCGGAUACAGCUAUAAUACAAGUGCAAAUUAGUGAUCGUCCAGAUCCCCCACGAUUCCCUUUAAUUGAAAGUAUUGGCACAGAUUCGUUGUCUCUUAGUUGGAAAGCACCUGUAUGGGACGGUUGCAGCGACAUAACGAAUUACUACGUAGAGCGGCGGGAGCACCCAUUAUCUUCGUGGAUACGAGUCGGAAAUACUAGGUUUACGUCUAUGGCAGUCAGCGGCUUGACUCCAGGAAAAGAAUACGAUUUCCGCAUAUUUGCUGAUAAUGUGUAUGGACGUUCUGAUGCUUCAGACACAAGUACUCUUAUCAAGACUAAGGAGUCUGUUAGAAAGAAGCCGAUUGAACGCAAAUGGGAAGUUGAUGCAAAUGGACGGAAACUGCGCGGAAAAGCAGAUGGACCAGUUAAAGACUACGAUUCAUAUGUGUUUGAUAUCUACUCCAAAUUCGUUCCGCAACCCGUGGAAAUAUCCCAGCAAAGUGUAUAUGAUAGGUAUGAUAUUCUUGAGGAAAUCGGAACAGGCGCAUUUGGAGUAGUACAUCGCUGUCGUGAGAGAAGCACAGGAAAUAUUUUUGCGGCCAAGUUCAUUCCAGUAUCACACACAGUUGAGAAAGACUUGAUACGUCGUGAAAUAGAUAUAAUGAAUCAACUGCACCAUCAGAAGCUUAUCAACUUACACGAUGCUUUCGAAGACGACGAUGAAAUGAUCCUAAUACUGGAAUUCUUAUCUGGUGGUGAAUUAUUUGAACGCAUUACUGCUGAAGGUUACGUAAUGACGGAAGCUGAAGUUAUAAACUAUAUGAGGCAAAUUUGCGACGGCAUCAGACAUAUGCAUGAACAAAAUAUUAUCCAUUUGGACAUAAAACCAGAGAAUAUAAUGUGUCAAACUCGUUCUAGCACAAAUGUUAAACUUAUUGACUUUGGACUAGCGACGCGCCUCGAUCCAAAUGAAGUUGUUAAAAUAACAACAGGCACGGCUGAGUUCGCUGCACCGGAGAUCGUCAACAGAGAGCCAGUCGGCUUUUACACAGAUAUGUGGGCUACUGGAGUACUAUCAUAUGUUCUGUUAAGCGGAUUAUCACCCUUUGCUGGUGAUAAUGAUGUUCAAACUCUCAAAAACGUAAAGGCUUGCGAUUGGGACUUCGACGUAGAAUCCUUUAAGUACAUUUCUGAAGAAGCUAAAGAUUUUAUAAGAAAAUUGCUCGUUAGAAACAAAGAAAAGCGUAUGACUGCUCACGAAUGUCUUCUGCAUCCUUGGUUGACUGGUGACCAUAGUGCUAUGAAACAGGAAAUCAACCGUGAUCGUUAUCUAGCCUAUCGAGAAAAAUUGAGAAGAAAAUAUGAAGACUUCGAGAGGUACCUGUUGCCAAUUGGCCGGCUUUCUGAAUACUCAUCUCUAAGAAAAUUGCUGAUGGAGAAAUACAAGAUCCAUGAUGCUGUUUUUGAUAGGCGUCAAGCAGCGCCGCGUUUUGUAAUUCGACCAUCUUCCCAAUUUUGCUAUGAGGGCCAAAGCGUAAAGUUCUACUGCAGAUGCAUUGCAAUAGCCACACCUACCCUCACUUGGUCACAUAAUAAUAUCGAGUUGCGACAGAGUGUCAAGUUUAUGAAACGAUACGCUGGAGAUGAUUACUACUUCAUCAUUAACCGAGUUAAGUUGGACGAUCGAGGAGAAUAUAUUAUUCGCGCAGAAAAUCACUACGGCUCUAGAGAAGAAGUCGUUUUCCUAAAUGUUCAGCCCUUACCAAAAGAACAGCCGAGGUACCGAACGGAAUCAACUCCGGUGCGCAGACGUGAACCCUUGCCGUACACAUUCUGGCAGGAAGAGUCCGAGACGGCGCCCAGUUUCACAUUCCUUUUGCGGCCACGCGUCAUGCAAGCCCGCGAUACAUGCAAACUACUGUGUUGUUUAAGUGGCAAGCCAGUACCUAAUGUAAGGUGGUACAAGGACGGUCGAGAACUUAGCAAAUACGAGUAUGCGAUGACUCACUCUGAUGGAGUUGUCACCAUGGAAAUAAUUGACUGCAAGCCAUCCGAUUCAGGAAAAUACAGCUGUAAGGCAACAAACUGUCACGGAACAGACGAAACAGAUUGUGUUGUGAUUGUUGAAGGAGAAUGGGUUACGCCUGAGCAGGCUCAACUCGCCCACAAUUUUCUUUACUCAGGAGAUAGGAAAUACAUAGAGCAGCCAAUUAAGCCAGCUCCCCUCCCAAUAGUGACAUCCCGGCAGUUUACAUCAUCUUCAGUCCAAAACACAUCUGAACCAAAGGGUGACAAAGCGAAUGUAUCCAACUCAAACUCAUCAGGCAUUUCAAACAAGAAAAAGUAUGCAUCAAAUAGUUUACAGGCCCCCGGAAGCCCGUCAAGAUCACGAAGCGCUACCAAAGAGCUUAUACUUCCCCCAGAUGAUUCAUUAAUGUGCAAGCCGGAAUUCACGAAGCCCCUUCACGAUUUAACAAUUCGCGAUGGAGAACAGUUGAUAUUAACUUGCCAUGUAAAAGGAGAUCCGGAGCCUCAAAUCUCUUGGUCGAAAAAUGGAAAGUCCCUAUCGUCUUCUGAUAUUAUGGACUUAAGGUAUAAGAAUGGUAUUGCAACUUUAACCAUCAACGAAGUGUUUCCUGAAGACGAGGGAGUGAUCACUUGUACGGCCACAAAUUCUAUUCGAGCCGUGGAAACUAAAUGCAAACUAACAAUACAGCCCCUGGAUAAAAACUUAACUAAGCGAAAAGUGAAUGCCGGCGAUAACGCGCCGAAAAUAGUUAGUCACUUGGAGUCGAGAUUUGUUAGGGAUGGCGAUGCAGUGAAUCUGGCUUGUCGCAUAAUUGGAGCUCAACAUUUCGAUGUCGUGUGGCUGCAUAAUAACAAAGAGAUAAAGCCGAGCAAGGAUUUCCAAUACACCAACGAGGCCAAUAUAUAUCGAUUACAAAUUGCAGAGAUAUUUCCCGAAGAUGGCGGCACCUACACUUGCGAGGCCUUCAAUGAUGUAGGCGAAUCAUUCAGUACCUGCACAAUAAAUGUAACAGUGCCAGGAGACGAGUCUAAGCAGCCGGCCUUUGUUAAGUUUCCCACGUCUGUUUCGAUACUUGAGGGAGAGGGUACCACAUUUGAAUGCGAAAUAGAUUCUGAGCUCCUAAAUUUGGUUUGGUUGAAAGAUGGCAAACCCAUUGACGAAACACUUCCACGUUACUCAUUUACAAAGGAUGGCCACCGAUACUCUUUUGCAGUGGCAAAGUGUAAUAUGGACGAUGUCGGUCAAUACCAAGCUAAAGCGGUAUCUAAGAAGGCCGAAAGUAUAUGUGCGUUCUCGAUGAACGUUCACACAGCCGAAUCCUAAGCUACUUCGGAUAGAAAUUACAUUGUUAGAAAAAAGAUAAAAACAGCACAUAUAUGGUAUAUACAUAUAUAUACAUAUGUCAAAAUUUGACUGCUCAUCAAAAGUCACAUUCAUCAUUCAAAUAUCUAUACAUAGGCGUUUAUGUAUAUACAUAAGUAUAUGUAAAGUUUAUGCAUUUCAACCAAAUCGUCCAUAAUUCUGCAACAUUAUAUGUUUACUCACAAAUCAUAAUUCACGCAUUAUACGUAGAAAUACUUUUAAUCAAAAAAAUAAUAUGUAAGAGAAAUUUAUUGUAAUAGAAAACCUUCAUAUUUUGAUGAACUCACAGGUACUGAUCGAAAAUAACGAGACUUUCGCUACUUGAGUGACUUCUGGCAUCCUCAACAAUAAGAUCUAAACCUCAUUAGCCAUUCAAGUAGUUGAAACCUCUACUUCUCGGACAGAAUUCUGUAUGACUUACGAAACAUAAAGACAAAUGUACGCGGGCUCUAUUUGACAUAAAAAUAAAUGUAAAAUUCAUUACACAAAUUUAAA
Molecule: messenger RNA, 27665 nt
Organism: Drosophila simulans
Lineage: Eukaryota; Metazoa; Arthropoda; Insecta; Diptera; Drosophilidae
Gene: bent
Product: twitchin
Exons: 48
Coding region: 195-27131 (8978 amino acids)
Biological process (GO): protein phosphorylation
Molecular function (GO): protein kinase activity; protein binding; ATP binding
Source: RefSeq, a predicted model, not a curated record